GUUUCACUUUCACCCGAGUGCAGUCUGUGGUCUAACUCCUCUGCAACGGCCCUGGCUGUGCCCCUCUGGGCUGCUCUCAGCCAUGGCCAACCCUUCGCUCUUUGUCAUUGCUAUAGAUUUUGGCACCUCCUACAGUGGGUACUGUUUUUCCCUUGCUUCAGGGGCAGGCCAAAUCCGCCAGGUCUUCUGGGGAGCAGAGCACGGGCUCAGGACCCCGAAGACACCCACAUGCAUCCUCUUCAACGAGAAGCAGGAGUUCCGAAAGUUUGGUUAUGAUGCUGUUAUGAAGUACAAGAGCCUGCCCUCCAGUGAAGCUCACAAGUGGUACUUCUUCCAGAACUUCAAGAUGAACCUGUACAGCACGAAAGUCACUUCCAGCAUGAAGCUGGAAGCAACCAAUGGAAAAAUGCUUCCUGCCCUGACAGUCUUUUCCGAAAGCCUCCGCUACAUGAAGGAACAUGCCCUGAGCACCAUUCAGAAUGCCUCUUUCCAAACUGUGUAUGACCACACAGAGGUCACCUGGGUCAUUACCGUCCCGGCUAUAUGGAGCGCUGCUGCCAGGCAGUUCAUGCGGCUGGCAGCAAAAGAGGCAGGACUCAUCUCUGACAUGUUUUCUGAGAAGCUGAUUAUUGCCCUGGAACCGGAGGCUGCAUCACUCUGGUGCAAACAGCUUCCACAGGAAGGGUUUAUGGCAGACAGCAGUGACAAUAAAAAGUUUGAAGACUCCCCAGGGAUCCAGUAUGUUGUUGUUGACUGUGGAGGUGGCACAAUAGACAUGACGGUACAUGAGAUCCAAGAAAACCAUUGCCUUAAAGAGUUACACAAGGCAUCUGGAGGUGGAUGGGGAGGCAACACAGUGGAUGACAACUUCAGUGCAUUCCUCAAGGAAGUAUUCAGUGAUGAUGUAUGGGAUGAAUAUGUAAAGAGUCACCCUACAGAAUUACAGCAAAUGAUGUACAACUUUAGUCUACAGAAAUGCUCUGCUAGUAGGGAGGAGGUCUACAUACAUUGCUACUACAACUUGACCAGAGUGGCAGAGGGCAAGAAGGCCAUCUCACACUUCUUCAAAAAAGUAAAGGGAGCUGAGUGGUGUGAUGGGACGAUCAUGAUCACAUAUGAGAAAAUGAAGAGCUUUUUUGCCUCCAGUACCAAAAAAAUCAUUGGUGCUUUGAAGGAAAUCCUUCGCAAGCCUGAGGUGUCCAAGGUCCAGUACAUUUUGCUCGUGGGAGGCUUUGCAUCUAGCGUCAUCCUGAGGGAUGAGAUCUGUCAGGCCUUCAGCAAGAAGUAUCAUAUCCUUUGUCCAAUAGAGCCCCAAGCAGCCGUUGCAAAAGGGGCUGUUUUAUAUGGAGUCAAUCCACAGGUUGUUGCCUCAAGAAUCAGUGCUCAGACAUAUGGCAUAAAAGUAACUCGGAAAUUUGAUCCUGCUAUACAUGAUUUAUGUAAGCGGAGAGUCUCCAAAUGUGGUGACUAUGUUUAUUGUGCUGAUCUCUUCAAGAAAUUGGUGGGAAUUGAGGAGUCAGUGAAUAUAAAUGAAGUUGUCCACUAUACUUUCUAUCCAACGGAACCAGAUCAGACAAGUACAUGCUUUUCUUUCUAUUGCACAGAAAAGCAGGAUGCUCAGUAUGUAGAUGAGGAAGGGCUGGAACUGCUUGGCUCCUGCAGAGUUCCAAUGCCAGACACAAAGCUGGGGAAGGGGCGUAAGCUCAAGCUGGAGAUUAAAUUUGGGCUUACUGAAUUUAAAGCCACAGGUACUGACAUUACUUCCAACCAAAGUCAGUCAGUUAUGAUAGAUUUUUUAGGUGUGUAAAUAGCCAGUUCAUAGAGCAGCAGGGACAAUAAUUCAAGGGACAGAAUGGCUCAAAUGGGAAGUACCAACUACAACAAUAGGAAAAGCAAACAGACUGUAAAGUCCAUCAUCCAGCCUUCUGCUCACACAAGUAAACAGUUUACUAGUGUGAUCCACUGGUUCCUUCUAUUCUGCCCUCACCAGCCACCCAUUCAGUCCAGCAUCCUACUAUCUGCCAUAUCUGAGAGCAGGUUUAUCUCCUGUUUUCUCUCUUCCUCUUUCAGCUUAGCCCUGUCGCAUCUCUGAACAUGGUAGUCCAUACCACCAGUAUAAGCACCUGUACCCUGCCUGUAUUUGAUAUAAAGCUUCUGGACUGGUGUCUAGCUUCCUUAUAUACCAAACCCAUACCUAUUUCUUUUAGCCCAGUGUCUUCUUUCAGCCGCACCCUCUCUUCCUCUAUCUCAUAUCUCUUUAUCUGGAGCCCAGGUUCUCUGGCAGUGGUGACAUUCAACAGAUUUGAGUUUUCUUCAGGACAUGGCUUAGAAAUAGAUCAUAUGUAAUUAAAAAAUUAAAUUGUCUCAGUCAAAGGUGCUAUGAUGUGAAGCAGUAACUCAAUGCAGUCUGGUGGCUUGCAUACAAAACUGCGAGAGUCCUGUUUGCAUUAAACCAUUGGGUGAUUUGGCUUUAUUAGCUGAGCAGAUAUUAAUGUCAGAUUGUAACACUACAGAUCCGAAUAAUGUUUAUGCACCUGCCUGAGCCCCUCUUUCCAGUUGUGGGUACUUCCUACACCUCUGACUUGGGCUUUAUAAUUUCCAAGUCCAUAAAAGCUCCUUUGCCUUCUGCUUAGAGCUCCUGUGAACAGGUCCAGCACAGUCUGGCUGGCAUGAGUUCAAAUUUGUCCAAGAAAAAGCUGUGUUCCUGCAGUCUGAUUUAGUUGAGCAAAUUCCUAUACCUAAGAGCCCUGCUGACUUCAAAAGGAUUUUGCAUAAGCAAAAUGUUGAGUCCAUGUCAGAACAGAUCCACCACCUAAUCAGGCCUUAAAAUUAUUAUUAUUCUCUACUUGCGUGCUAAGGUUGUAGCGAUUCCCUGCUGAACUGUCCAAAUGUCUACUUGCUUAGCUGGAUACACUGGAUUACAAUUCCGUGCUGGAAUUGUUAUUAGCUGUAAUGACUGUGUUAGAAUCACUGCUAUCAACGUACUUAAUCCUGCUACACAUUAAGGCAGAGGAUUAAUCUGUACAUAUACUUACAUGUUAUGAUGUAUAGAAGCUGAACCGUUUUGAAUACAACAUUGCAUUUGUUUUCACAUAUAAAACCUUGACUCUUGCAUGCAAUAAACGUAAUUCACAGCAGAA
Messenger RNA from Dromaius novaehollandiae (emu), 3140 nucleotides. RefSeq names its product heat shock 70 kDa protein 12A-like. The record is from RefSeq and is a predicted model, not a curated record. Lineage: Eukaryota; Metazoa; Chordata; Aves; Casuariiformes; Dromaiidae. The transcript is spliced from 4 exons. The coding region runs from base 83 to 1807 and encodes 574 amino acids. Gene Ontology annotation, molecular function: ATP binding; ATP-dependent protein folding chaperone.